AUGAGUUUAUGGCAGGUGUGCUCCCUGCAGGUGUCCAGCUUGCUGCUUCCCGUCGUGUCUUGUAAACUUGCAAAAUGUUUCCAACUCGAGGAAGGAACCAAACGGGGCCCAUGUAUGUAUUGGGCUCAUGCUUGCCUUCCCGUCCAGAUGAUACCUGCCUACCUUAGGUACCGUACCUAUGCUAAGUCCCUAUGUAUCUGCCCAAUGAGCCUAAGGCCUGGGAUUAGGUAG
This is a messenger RNA of Colletotrichum costaricense, 231 nucleotides long. RefSeq lists its product as uncharacterized. The record is from RefSeq and is a predicted model, not a curated record. The coding region runs from base 1 to 231 and encodes 76 amino acids. NCBI's taxonomy places the organism in Eukaryota, Fungi, Ascomycota, Sordariomycetes, Glomerellales, Glomerellaceae. The transcript has a single exon.